GUGCAUUCUCCCUUCCUCCCCAGUCCCCUCUCGGAAGUAGACGUAUCUGUCUAUCCCCUUCUUUUAUUUUUAUAUAUUUUUUACAUAACCCCCUUUCCCCAACACAGCACCAUGGACGACUGAACCGAAGAACGGGUCACCGAUUUCACCCCUUAAUUUAUCCUGGAGUUAAGAGGACCGGAUGAAAUCCAGCUGUGGUUUUCUCCGCUUCGCAGGGGAGGUAGCUGUAUCCAGUGGGGAGGUAGGCUUAACCAGGGAAGGAAAGAAUGAAGUUCUUCGAACCCUGGGGACGCCAGAGGCUGUCUUUUCUUUUAGAAAAGGCUGCCUCUAGGGAAGCCAAGAUGUGGAGGGUCUAUGUGCCAAAGAAGCCCUCCUCACAGGAUACAGACAUCACCCCGGCACAGCGGGACGAGGCCGUGCGCUGGCUGACGGAGCUCCACAGCAGACUGCAGCUGUACCCAGAGACCCUGGUUUUAGCUGUUAGUAUCCUGGACCGCUUCCUCGCUCCCAUCAAGGCUCGUCCAAAGUACCUGCGCUGCAUCGCCAUCACCUGCUUUUUUCUGGCUGCUAAGACCUGUGAGGAGGACGAGUGUGUGCCUUCUCUGAAGGACUUGGCUUCCUCUAGCAGCUGUGGCUGUUCUCCGUCAGAGAUCCUGAGGAUGGAGAGGAUCAUUCUGGACAAACUCAACUGGGAUCUGCACACGGCCACAGCACUGGAUUUCCUGCACAUCUUCCAUGCGAUGGUGUUGUCAUGUCGUUCUGGGUUUUUGGACUUCAUGUUGGGACUGAACCGCUCUGAGCACCUCACCAUGCUCACACGGCGCCUAUACCACUGUCUGGCUGACCACAUACUCAUACAGCUCAGAGGAUCCAUGCUGGCCUUGGCCCUCAUCACCUUGGAGCUGGAGACCUGUUGUCCUGACUGGCUGGCUCUCACCAUCAACCUGCUGAGGAAGGCACAGAUCGACAGUUCCGAGUUGAUCCGGAGUCGAGAGCUUGUGGCUCGUAGUCUGUCCACACUGAGAGCUUCCCUGCCUCCAAACACUGUCUACAUCUACCAACCCUUGCAGAACCAAAACACCCUGCAGCCUCCUGCACAGGACCCCACUCUCCCCUGCCGCACACUGGGGACCAUCACCUCCACCAACGAGUCUUCUAAGGAGCACGCCCUCGCCCCUGUCCAGCAAGAUCUGACACCUGCUGCUGGGGUAGGGGGGAGCCAUCAGCCCUGGAGCUCCGUCUUCUCCUCCUCCAGCAGCAUCCCAGCUCUACUCUCCCCACCCAAACACCUCCGCCAUCUGAACCAACUGCAAAAGGUCACGCUGCGCUACAAGGCCUCUGCCAAGCGCAAGGUGGAGGAGAUGGAGGUGGACGACUUCUAUGAUUGCAUCAAACGCCUCUACAAUGAAGACAUCACCACCACCGCCGUCCAGGAGGGGGCAACACCUGCAAUGGGGGCAGUAACAACAGGUGGAGGAGGAGGAGGAGGAGGUCUGGGUGUUUGCAGUGUCCUGUUGUCCCUACAGGAAGGCAGCUCUUCCCCCUGCCCGCCUCUGCAGCCAGUCAGUGCCUCCUAGAGACCAAACAGGAACCUGUAAACCAAAACCACCUUCACACCUUUCAAAUUAAACCUCACAGUUUAAGGAUUCAAACUAUAUUAAUUUUUUAAUCAAACAGUGACAUUUAGGCAGUUCUUUUGGCAACCGUGAUGGAUCACUCCCUCAGCAAUAGGGAACAAAGUCAGGAGAAAAGGACUUUAUUCAGUGUUUCCAUUUAAAGGCAGCUCCUCAGGAAAUGUUGCCCAUCAGAGCUGCAGAAAUGUCUUUUACUUCACUGCUCUUGAUUAAACGUACAGUAAAAGAAGAAAAUAUUGACGUAUAAUAAAAAUGAAAUAGUGAUACAAGUAAUUUCAGUGGUUAAGGUGGUUUUGGUUUCAGUCAAACUGAACUUCAGCUGUCCUGAGGUCAGUUCCCAUCAUCCCCUGCAGCGAGAAAACAGAGCCCAAAAAAAAUUUAACAUUCAAAAACUAAACCUGCUGCUACUAUCUUAUUAAUUCUAUUUGUUGAACACAAAUACAAUAUUACAAAAGUUAAAAAAAAAUUAUAGAUAGAAAAGUGACCUUCAAAAAAAUUUUGAUUUCUCUACCCCUGUGUGUGUGUGUGUGUGUGUGUGUGUCUCUCUCUCUCUCUGUCCUGUCCUGAAAGAUUUUUGAAAACGUCAUCAUUUGUCAACUUAUAUUUGUUCUUGUUUCUUUCGUGAUACAUAUUUAUGUCUUUAUUCUGUCUUCUCUCUUUCUUCGCUCUGCAUGUUUUCAUCUCUAUUUAUCUUCACAGAGUCUAAAUUUCAAGUUUCUGUAUAGACAUUGUCUGUAUUGCUUGCCCAGAUAGAAUGAGUUAUUUUUUUUGUGAAGUGCAAUUUGAUUGUUUAUAAGAUGCUAAUAUAAAUAUCCCUCUCAUAAAUCCCUCCCUCUUUCCCUUUCCUCUCAGCUUGUUGGCUUGACUGAAUGAAAGUUUCUCAGGUUGUUUUAUCCCACAAACUAAAACGGGUCUCUUUGAAGCUGCCACUGAAAUCUGGUUUCCUCCUGCACGUGUCUUGGCUGGCAAAUGACAUUCAUCAUUUUACUGGUUGUCUCAAGUCACCUUGAGAGAAUAGACAAAUUAUUAGUCACUGCAGCAGCUCUCAGUGGGUUGGAGGUAACCACAGGCUGUCAAACACUGUAGGAUCUACAGUACUUGCUGUACAAUCAGGGCCCUGUUCUUUAAACCUCGCUCACGUGUCCCAGGCCAACAAUAUGUUAUCCAGCUAACUUGGUUCAUUGAACGCAGAGACACCAAGGGAUCCUGAUUUUUUUCCCAAUAACGUACAUCCUCUCAUCUAUAACCUUAAAGAAUCUUGAGAACUUGGUGUUAAGACAACAGCUCCAGUUAAAUUCUAUAAAACUGCAUCUUGCUUGACAAUAAACCUAACUUUGUUGUCCUUGUACAAAGAAAAGGCCCUGGUGAAAGUCUGACUGCAUGUGGUUUCUGUGUUGAAGUAGACAGAGGGAAUUAAAGUUAUAGUUAAUAUAUCCAUAUGUAAUAAAACAACAUUGAGUUAUUAAAAGCAUUUUAAUAUUAAGCUAAAAAAAAAAACUGCUUUUUUUUUAGUUGAGCGGAGCUUCACAAGGACACAAGUGACAAUCUUCACUCUGAUGUUCCAAAAAAAAUAUGUGACAGAUUCUGUUUUUAUGUCUUGACGUUCAGUUUAAUAUAUUUUUAUUCCUGCAAAAAGCUCUGUUGUUCCUGCUGUGGGAGCUGCUGGUGACUGCUCCAGGUCCCUGAACCGGCACCAAUAAAUAAAGAGAUAAGAAGAAUAAAAACUG
This is a messenger RNA of Micropterus salmoides (largemouth bass), 3361 nucleotides long. It is a transcript of the gene ccni, whose product is annotated as cyclin I. Bases 267 to 1577 code for a protein of 436 amino acids. Gene Ontology annotation, molecular function: cyclin-dependent protein serine/threonine kinase regulator activity. Gene Ontology annotation, cellular component: nucleus; cyclin-dependent protein kinase holoenzyme complex; cytoplasm. Gene Ontology annotation, biological process: regulation of cyclin-dependent protein serine/threonine kinase activity; mitotic cell cycle phase transition. Lineage: Eukaryota; Metazoa; Chordata; Actinopteri; Centrarchiformes; Centrarchidae. The record is from RefSeq and is a predicted model, not a curated record. The transcript is spliced from 10 exons.